Molecule: messenger RNA, 8028 nt
Organism: Chrysemys picta bellii (western painted turtle)
Lineage: Eukaryota; Metazoa; Chordata; Testudines; Emydidae
Source: RefSeq, a predicted model, not a curated record
ACACCGUGUGCCUGGACCUGCCCAAGGCCUCGGUCUACCAGUGUACUAAUGGUCACUUGAUGUGCGCUGGCUGUUUUAUCCAUCUACUAGCAGAUGCCCGGCUGAAGGAGGAACAGGCUACGUGCCCCAAUUGCCGUUGUGAGAUCAGUAAGAGCCUAUGCUGCCGAAACCUGGCUGUGGAAAAAGCAGUGAGUGAGCUGCCAUCCGAGUGUGGCUUCUGCAUGCGGCAAUUUCCUCGCUCUCUUCUGGAGAGACACCAGAAAGAGGAGUGCCAGGACAGGGUGACUCAGUGCAGAUACAAGCGGAUCGGGUGCCCGUGGCAGGGUCCAUACCAUGAGCUGACCGUUCAUGAAGCGGAGUGCACUCACCCCACAAAGACUGGGAAUGAACUGAUGGAGAUUCUGGAUGAAAUGGACCAAACCCAUAAAAAAGAAAUGCAGCUGUAUAACAGUAUCUUCAGCCUGCUCAGCUUUGAGAAGAUUGGCUAUACAGAAGUUCAGUUCCGUCCCUAUCGAACCGAUGACUUCAUCACCCGCCUGUACUACGAGACGCCCAGGUUCACCGUGCUCAACCAGACCUGGGUGUUAAAGGCCCGCGUCAACGACUCCGAACGCAACCCCAACCUGUCCUGCAAGCGCACCCUCUCCUUCCAGCUCAUUCUGAAAAGCAAGAUCAGCUCCCCCAUGGAGUGUUCCUUCCUGCUCCUGAAGGGGCCCUACGACGACGUGAAAAUCAACCCCGUGAUCUAUCACUUCGUCUUCACCAAUGAGAACAAUGAGACGGAGUACGUGCCGCUCCCCAUCAUCGACUCUGUGGAAUGUAACAAACUGCUGGCUGCCAAGAACAUCAACUUGCGGCUUUUUAUAUUCCAGAUACAGAAAUAGGCAAGGCUGAGUUAUGCUGGAAGUUCCCAAGAAAGCACCACUGAACCAUAGUUACCUCGUACGGCUGCCUGUGCCCGUUGUGAUUUCACAGUAAUUUGAUCAUUUUAAAAGGAAAAAACCAACCAAACGUCUGCAUGUCCCUUCCCUUCCCCCGUCUUCCCCAGGGCCAGACAAGAAUGGAGCCAGGUCCGUGCCGAGGACUGGCACAUGGGGGUGACAGCUGGGAAGCCUGCAGGUGCUGGCAGCAUCCCGAGAGCUCUUUGGCAUGCUGUGGUGAGGGCACAGCGAUCCAAGCAGUUCAGUAUAUUGUGAAUAGACGGAGUUAUGUUGUCAUGGUAAAGUGCACAGUCUACAUGUGGCAGUUGGGGGGGCUGUAAGGGAGGCCCCUCCCUUCAGGCAGCGUGUGGCUUGAAUGAACUGGAUACAUUUCAGUUUCCUGUUUUGGUUUUGGGGUGGGGCGCACGGAGACAAGUGUAGCUGCGAUCGAGGGCUUGGGAGAGCCUAGUUCAUUAUUACUUGUGCAGUCUGGUCCUCUGUCUAUUUUAUCAGUAGAAUAAAACAAAUGGGGACCCCUCCCCCCUGAAAACACUAAUGAGGUGUUUGGGGGCGUUUGUGGAACUUGUGCGGGCUGGGCUGACGUUCCACUCUUCUAUGGGACAAGGAUAGAGGUGGGGAGAAACGAUGGCGCUGUAGUGCAUUACAUAUGAAAGCGUUCCAAAGAACCAGACUCCCCACGUGUGUAUAGUGUGUGUAAACUAACCCUUCGUUCCAUGUUCCUUUCGCCCCAACCUUUUGGUCCAGUGGCGUUAACCAUUGCCAUGGUUUGUAAAUGGAAGUUUAAGAUGCAGGGCGAGGAUUAUGAAAAGCGGACACGCUGAGCAUUGCACGAUCUCUCACGGGGUUGUGACGUGAACCUCCUGGACUGAGUGGGCUUUCCUGGUAAUUCCCAAGCGAAGAUGCUCUUGAUCUCGACUAACUUAGAAUGGGUUAUUGGAGCAUUUUUGUCAGGACUGUGCUAAUGGCGAAUGGAUCCGAACGGUUCAUUGUCCCCUCUCCUGCCUUCCCCCACAAACACCACCCUGGAAUGCUGCAAACAAAAUACUGUAUCUCUAGUUCAUUUUGUAUUGCACAUCAUGAAGAAACAACCCCAAGGUCAUUUCUACAGUUCCAUGCUUCCUCCAGCCCUGCAAUAUAGCACAGGUUGAGAUUUUAUCUAGACAAGAUGAGGACUUAUGUAGAAACCAAACCUAAAUUCUUGCAGACUUUUCGGAAUGCAGGGUGAAAUUCUGUCCCUUUGCAGUUUUGCCAAAACUUGAGUUUCUUGUGAAACAAGAAAAAAGAAACGAGUUGCAGGCUCUUCUAGUAAUUAUGCAAUUUUACAGUGUGAGAAUAUUUUUUAUAUAUGAAAUAUAUACAGCAUGUUUAUGGACAGGGAUAGUGCAGCCAGUCACCAAAUUGUGAAGAGAUCUACAGGGAUGUUUCACGUGACACUAUUUUUAAGAAAUGUAAAUGUGGGGUAUUACUGGUGGUGGAGGAAAACUCUAUCACAAGCUCAUUAAUGCCGUGUGUUCAAGACCAGCCCCCCAGUGAAUAUGCCCAUUGAAGUCAGGCCAUCUCAUUUUAUUGUUACGGACUAACUGGAUUGGGUGUGAUGUAAAUCGUGAAAACCUCUCGCAGAUGCUGCCUGCAGUGAAGCUAUUACUGUUUUACUUUCAGUAAUGAAGCUUUUUCUGCCGGGGUUUUCAUUCUGAAUCAUGUCAGCUUUCCAGCCUAGCUUUCUCACCUCCCACUGGCCCUUCGAAAGGCAGUGGCCAAUGGGAGUUCGAGCCCUUUGAUUGGUAACUUGAUGAGUCUUUCUGCUGAGCCCCAUGGAAUAGGAGAAUGUUUAUAGCAUGAAGCCUAGUCAAUAGUCUUAAUAGUGUCUUGAAAUCUUAGUGAUGUCUUUUAAAGAGGCCUAGAGUUUCACAGAAUGAAGGGUAUUACUGCCAGGUUAAAAGAUGUGUGUUCAAAAUGCUCAGUUGGAAUGGAUGUGAGAUUUACAAAGGAAAAUAACUUUCCAUUAGCUGCUGCUGUAACUGUCUAGUGUGGAGGUUGGAGUCUGAGCUAGUGCCACAGGUGCAGCCCCUUCCUUCACGUCUCCCCUCCCUCACCUUGAGAGCAGAAUCUCCGCUCCUAGAGCCCCAGGCGUGCGAAAUGUCUAACACUGAUUGCUAGAAUUGUAAGCUGUCAUUUUACGUAGGCUUCUCCGUAGCAUCAGAGGAAUACCAUCUAUUGUAGCUUUCUUUUGAUUAAAUACCAAAGAGCCAUUUCCCCGUUAGCCCCAUUACUCUUCGUUAUUGUCACAUGCUACAUGUUAGACUGACAGACUAAAUAGCAUGCAACAGGCCAGUCUAUAUUUGGUGGCUGGUUUGAGUGUCUAAGAAUGACCCCAACACUACAGUGCCUGUAGAGCAGGACAGACCACCUUGUAAAACUUCAGAGGAACUGUUUUUUUUAUGAUGAAUGUAAGUUUUUUUCAAAAUGGACAGUCUCAGGGUUGCCUGUCUUCUGUUUAGCAACAUUGAAGGGAUCACCAAAGGCUGACUCCAUUUAGGGCUGUUUCCUGAGAUCUAGUCACUUACAGGAUAGGUUGGAAGCCAGUUCAGGAAAGAUGGUGCCCUCAGGAGGAGCCAUUAAGAACAAGUUGGCCAAGAUCAGAGUCCCUUGCUUGGAAAAGUCUAGAGUGGAGUCAAACACCAGGGGCAGACUGAGGCUUCCCCCUGGUUAUGGUAAGGGAACUUGCAUUGCAGUUGUCUUCCCAUUGUCCCAGCCUGCAGUUGUUCAGUCUGUAGCAGUUUGUUCCUUGGUGUCAAAUGCACAAAGGCUUGUCAAGGAAACAAAAAUUCCCCUGACCGGGGGCUGUUGUAUGGUAGCUCACUGGCUCAGACAGUGCCACACGAAUAGAGCUUGCUUUUUUACGAGGAGCAAGAACUCCAGUGCAGUCUGGUACAGGCCACUACUUCCUUCUGUGAGUAGCAAUAGCUCUUUCAACCUGUCCUUGUUAACACUUACUGUUUUGAACAGGACUAGAUACCCACCGGAUUAUUGAUCCUACUGGAGUAUCAGGGAUUCCAAUGUUCUGCAGACCCUCCAUGAGAAUAACAUAGGGUGGCCAGAUGUGGGUAACAUGUCAGCAUGACAGAGCAUGUCCUGUUGGAUUACAUGGACACUUAGACCUCUGUUCACUUUAUGCAGAGUACGCCGACACUGUGGCAGGUAUCUUCAGAGUAGCAUCGUUGGAAUGACUAGAAGUGUCUUGGCUAUAACCUUUGGGAAGUGAAGACUUCCAGCCCUGGCAUUUGUGAAACUUAGACUUGUCUUCUUCUAAGGCUCUAAGAGGCUCACACUUGAGUGAAGAGUUGAGUCACGUUGAGGAAGGAUUUGCCUGUCCUAGUGCAUCUAUCUGGAAGGAGUUGCUACGUUAAGUCCUGUAAUAGAGUAUGAGAAUUUAGUUAAAGCCACCAUGCAAACUAAUCAGUGCCCAAGGUAGGUAUAUUUCUCUUGUACCACUGCCCUUUUCCCACUGUUGCACAGGCAGGAGGGUGAGUAUUUUCUAGUCAUUAAAGGUCACCUUAGGAAUGUUCUGCAGCAUCUGACACUUUCCAUUUAGUAGAGACUAGAAGGCAUUGAUCACUCUAUAACCAGUACCACUGGUGUGCUAAUACGCCUGGUAUGUUCAUGUGCUUUCUACUGAGGCAACUGCUUCUGAACCCGGUGACCAAAGAAAUCCAAAUUCUGGCAUCAGCCAUGCAAGUGGUAGAACUUCAGUAACAGCUGCAUGGAAUGGGCUACUGAUAAGCACAGAAUCGAAACACAAAGGCAUUCUGCAUUAAUAGGAGCUGUUGAAGCCAUGCAUAGUUCUCACCCUCCCUUCAAGACCUAAAUUAAGCGGUAAAAUCUUUCCAAAGUAAAUGGAGCAUAUGAGAAACAUGUGCUUGCAAAUUAACUUCAACAGAAGAAAUCCUGUCCCUGAGGAGUUCCCCUUCCAUCCUGAAAGCUCAGAACAACCUGGGGCGUAAUUCAGGGGGAGCGUCUUUCCCAGGAGCCUCGAGAACCCAUCAAGAGAUGGCAAAGAGACGUCAUUCCGUUAGGAAGCUUUGAAGAUCCUCCUAGAGAAUUUCAGGCAAAUCCUCCGGACUGUUCAUUCUGCUGCUCAGAGGAUGGGCAGCUGCAGAGAUCUUUGUACAGCUUUGUUUUAAUGAUUCACUUUUUAAACAAUUGGAACUGUUCAACCCCCACGUGCCCCUAAAAAGAAAAGACUCAUUUUAUAUUUCUUAAUACCGGCUCUUGACGCUUCGAUCCAUGUGUAGUUUGCAGGCUGGGUUUUCCCCACGCCAGCUUCUCCUUUCAGAAAGUUAUCUGUAGACUUACUCAUUUUCUAGUACAUUGGGCUACCUAAGGAGAAUUAAUUUGUGGCAACCUGCAAACUUUUCAGGGUAGAAUAAUUUUACCAGGUCUCCUCUUCCCCAUCCCACCCCCUGUGAUUUUAAAGCUGGUAUAAUCCUGCAGGUCUGAACUUGUUUGUGGCCUAAUCUUAGCACACUAGUCCAGGUUACCAUGUUUUCAUCUCUGAGAGUGUUCCUCCAGUUCCCUGAGUGUGUAGGGUGAACGCUGGUGAGUUUCUGAAGACCAAUUGUUUUGUAUUUGGUAACUCUUGUCCCAAGUAACUGGCUCCCAUGGCAGGAGGUAGCGUUGCUGAUCUUCGUUGGGUUGAUGGGAAGAAUCUGGCAGGUUUUGUGCACUUUGCUUUAGACGAUGCCCAGUGGCAGUGGAGUUUUCCUGUGCUGCUGUCAAAGGGGGGUGCCCGCGGGCUUGCCCAGCUGAGUGCCACACUGGCUACUUUGCAGGGGUUGGGGUCCCCACCUAAUUAAUCUGUAAAACGAAUGCAGCCGUCCUCAUCUCUUGAAUUGAGGGAUGCAGCUCGGGUAGGAUGGUUGCCAAUGCACAGCGCUGCUGCUUAGAUCAAAGUGUAGCCCUGCCUCCAGAGGCCUGUAAUCUCCAUGGCCCAUCUUUCCCAUGAAGAUAAGGGAAGCCGCAGGCAUUUUAUGCAACACAGGGAUAAUCAAUGUUGGAAUAUUAGUCUUCUCUCCAAAGACAACUCCGUUAGGCCUUGAAUUCAGAUGGAACAGAUUUUUUUGAUGCAACUCUCUUCUAUAGAUUCAGGCAGGAACCUCCCAUUUGCACAUUUAACGAGAUUCCGUUAUUCUCUGUGCGAUAGUUGCAUGAGUUGAGCAGAAGAUGUCGUCAGACAGCAACUUUGAGUGAAACAGGCACGAUCUCGGAGAGUUCCCGCUAUUAAGGCAAGUUGAGAUCCAGCCCGUCAGCUGUGAUUUAAUGCAACUCUGCGUCUCCUGCCCCAUGGGGUGCUUCCCAAUAGCAUGCACAGUGCCAUGGACUGCACACAACAAACCUGUCCGGGUAGAGACCCAUUACUGUCAUCUGGUCCUCCCCUGUGUGUAGAUCUCUCCCUGCUCUUUUGUGUCCUACUGUUUGACAUACUGUUUGCUACGUGCCUUCAAUAUCGGCCAUUGUUUUCAAAGGAUGGCUACGGGAAAAGUGGAACCCUUUCCUUUCCCAGGAACGGUCCUCUGCACCCUUCGCAGAUGCUAGUUGAAUGAAUGCGUCUGCGGGUUUUCAUUGAAGAGGUGUUGUCGCCGCCACUCUUCCUUCUCUUCGCUUGUUGCCACUGACUGUUUCUGUCCCCUUUUUUUGCCUCUAGAUUCCUCUCUCCUGUAAGCACAAGGAAUUGUGCUUUGGAGUAGCCGUGUCUUCCCCGUUUCUGAAAGGUGGGACUGAGAUCAUUGGUCAGAUGCAGACUUAAAUUUGCAUAAGCCUGGGCCAGUCUUUGUGGCCCAGGCCUGGGGAGUGACAUGACCAAGUUGUGUCUGAAUGGGACUGAAUGCACAGUCUUCCCCUGUGGUUACUGGAUGUGGAUGUUUUCACUAAGACAAUAGCAGGUAAUCUCUUUGGAAGCCAAAAGACAGGGCCCUUGUACAGUAUUACAAAAGUUCUUGUAUAUUAGUAUUAGUUCUACCAGUGUAAAGUGAAGGGAGGAGCAACUGUAUAUCCACAUCUGACCGAAGCGUUAGCCUGAGAAAAGCACAUUGCAGUGAGGGGGAGUACCUGGAAAAGUGGGGACUCCAGCCGGGGUUGCCCAUCAGCUGCUCGAGAUGGCGUUCCAUAAGAGCUGUGUGCAUUGCUCCCUUUGGGUUCGCGGUUUUAAAAUGCCUUCCUGUGUCCGGGAGUCCCUGGCCAGCUGCCAGCCAGACUCAACUGAAUGGAUUUCCUGGGUGUGAUGGUCAAAAAAUUCUAAAUCAUCAAAUGUUUUGCAAAGCUGUUUUCUCUCUCCUCGCCCUUGUCCCUCUACUCCUUGGCAUAGGUCACCCUGUCCUUCCUGGACAUUGGAAAAUUCAUACACAGUAGCUGAGCCUUACGUGUCUAGUUCAGGACUAGACAACUAAAGAUUGUAGCAUGUCUCUUCAUGCCAGGGCUGAAGACUGGCAGACCACAAACCUCCUUACAGUAUUUACUGUGGGUAAUUUAUUUAACUAGUGAAUGUAGAAUUAAAAUAAUUUAAAAGCUAAUGGUUUGUUUGCAGGAUCGUACGUCCGCUCUGUAAUUGGCCUGAUUUUAUUUGUGUUCUCGUUCCUUUAGUUCAUUCUAUCUAGCGGGGAUAGACCGGGCGGGGCGGGGCGGGGGGCGGGGGAGCGGGUUCAUUCCAACGCUGGAGCCUGGGAUUCAGCUGGAGGCUGGUUUUCAAAGUAGACGAGGGUGGGUGGGUGUCAGUCUGGCCUCCGGACACUUGUCUCGCAGAACCGCCCCCCAGUGUGGCACAAUUGGCAGGCGAAUCAGGGAGGCUCGGGACUGGACUAGUGGGGACUGCUGCAAGUCAGGGCUGAGGAGCGUUGGGAAGAGAGCACGUGCAGCCCCUGGCUUGGCUACUGCUACCGCUCGCCUCCUCCCAGUGCCGGAGCACUACACGUUCGAACACCGUUUGAGAGGGCUGGUUCUGACACUGUCAGGAAUGAUUUCUUCUGUUCCUUUUGUGGUCUGCGUUCUGUUUGAAUAGUUUCUGUAUGUAACUGUAGUAAAAAACCAAACCAAA